UAACAAUUUAUGCAGCCUUAGAUUUAAAACAAAACGACUUUUUAUUGUUUCAGGCUACAUUCUUUUUACAUGUAUAUAAUACACAAAUAUUCCGAUUAGAUCGUUUGAAAUAAAACAAUACAGAUGAAUAUGUGGAACCUGCAGUAUUAUUGCAUUGGUCUGUCUUCUUUUAUACUUCUCAGCAGUAUGCAUCUAUGCUCGGGCUACUACAGACGAGGAGUGGAUGAAGCAUUCUAUGAUUCAAAGAAAUCUAUGGGCUUCGCAUCGGAAGCAAUCUAUGGUGAUAAGUAUCAGUAUGGAGGAUCAGAGAGCUUUGUACAAUAUGGUGGUGAUGGCUAUAAUGAAUAUGGUGGUUAUGAUGGAGGCUAUGAUUAUGAUUCUGACCGUUAUUCUGGUUUAGCAUACAGUUCUGUGAAUAAACUGAAAGAAUUGCAUGGUGAAGGAUAUGAUUAUUCAUAUUACCCACCAAGAGGUGGAUAUGAUUAUUCAGAUAGUUAUGAAGAUCAAUCGGGUGGAUACACAGACGCUUAAAGAAAAUCAUCUUUAAGGAUCAAAAGUAAAAAACACGUUUUAGUUCUUAUCAUACCACAAAAGUAGUCAGCCAUAAAGUCUCUCAAUAUGCAUAUUCAUUGAGUGACAAAUCGCUAACGCAAACAUGUUGACGAUUAUACUCAUAAACGUCUUCCAUAAUAAUUUUGUUACCUUCAAAAUUAUUAAUUUAAAAUAAAUAUAUAAUUUUGUUGCAUAU
Molecule: messenger RNA, 748 nt
Organism: Heterobilharzia americana
Lineage: Eukaryota; Metazoa; Platyhelminthes; Trematoda; Strigeidida; Schistosomatidae
Source: the annotation of a GenBank genome assembly